UCUGUGUUGUCUGUGUUUUUUAGAAAGACCAUGUUUGCCACCACAAUCUCUAGAAUGUGCUGAUGCUCCCAGGCUGGAAAAUCCAAACUUGAAGAUUGAAAGAGAAGGCAAAACAAUGUAUCUGGCUGGUGCUAGAUUUCAUUAUGAUUCUCAGUCUGGAUACAAGUUAGGUGGACCAACAGAGAUAAAUUGUACUAUGGGAAAAUGGACUGCACCUCCUACAUGCUUGGAAAUGCCAUGUGGAAGUGUUCCAGAUGUUGCCAAUGCUCAGAUUGAAGGCAGAAACAAGACAUUGUAUGAGCCUGGUGAAUCAAUUCGCUACUAUUGUAAUUCAGGGUUCCCGAUGAUUGGCGACCCUGAAAUCUUCUGCAGAAAAGGAAACUGGACAGCACCACCCUUCUGUGAAGAUGUCAGCUGUGGAGCCCCCCCUAAAAUCUCCAAUGGGCGCAUUGCAGGCACUCUGCAGGAGAGGUACCUGCCCGGUGCCAGAGUGCGCUAUCAGUGUGAAAGCAAUUUUCAGAUGAUGGGUGGAAAUGACAUCAUUUGUUCAAAUGGUCAAUGGUCACAAGCACCAGUUUGCAGAGGAGAAGGUGGGAGAUGUGGCAGUCCUCCAACUAUUCGAAGUGGAGAUUUUCUUGGCCUAGACAAGAAAGAAUAUCAACAAGGUGAUACUGUGGAGUACAAAUGCCCAGAUUUCUAUAUCUUGAAAGGACCUCCAAAAAUCACCUGUUUCAAUGGGCUAUGGACAAACCCCCCAGUUUGUGUAGGUARGUGGAAGCAUGGUGGGUGCUGGGUGGCCAAAGGCUGUGUGACUGCUCCUCUUGUCCUUUUCUCAGACCCUGAGGGCAGCACUGGUGCUGGGGCCAAGAUGCUGGCAGGGCAGAGUGGCAGUGAGUCCUCCUUUUGUCCCAAAGGAGUUUCUUCCUGCAGUCAGCUUGUGUAGUCCCCUCUGCUGCCA
Malurus melanocephalus (red-backed fairy wren) is the source of this 958-nucleotide messenger RNA. RefSeq names its product complement factor H-like. NCBI's taxonomy places the organism in Eukaryota, Metazoa, Chordata, Aves, Passeriformes, Maluridae. The record is from RefSeq and is a predicted model, not a curated record. Bases 116 to 943 code for a protein of 275 amino acids. The transcript is spliced from 4 exons.